CUCUCUCUCUCUCAUCCUUCCUCUCCGCCUCUCGGGCUGCAGCUCCAGUUUCUCUCUGGAAGUUGCAGGCUGCUCUCUCUCUCCUCUCCGCUCCCUGACUGCUGGACUGAGGAAUUAUGAGCAGAGCUCUUCCCGCCUCUGACACUCUGUCUUGAAUCAAUCUGUGUUUCCCAACCGAACCGAACCGAGGCGAGCAUGGAGACCGGACUCUGCAUCCUCCUGACUUUCCUCCUCCAGCAGAUUGCUCACGCAGGCGGCCAUGACGGCGGCCAUGACGGCGGCCAUGACGGCUGUGUCCCCGGCUUCCAGGUCAGGAACUACCAGCUGGUGUUGAGCGGACCGCUGCAGAAAGGCCAGCCGCUUCUACAAGUGGAGUUUGAUGACUGCGCGGGGAACGAGGAUGUGUCGUUUGAAGUGUCAGACCCCAGCUUCCACGUGGACGGAGACCUGAACCUGGUUCCCCACCGGGACGUGGAGUCCUGCGGCCCGGUGCUGCUGGUCCACGGCUUCGGAUCGCACGCAGACGACCGGGCGCAGGUGGACGUCUCCCCACUUCCUGUCCGGUCAGAGAACACGCUCAUGGAGGUUCUGGGCCUCGACCUGAAGCCACCGUACCGAUCGAAGAGAGCGCUGCUCAUCCCGCCGAUGAUCGUCACUGAGAACCAGAGGGCUCCGUUUCCCAGGCUCAUCGGCAAGUCUCAUGUAAUUUUGACAGAGAAGCCAGUGCACCAUAUCUUCCGACUGACAGGCCCCGGCGCUGACCAAUAUCCCAAAGGUCUUUUCACCAUUGACAUAGACACAGGAGACGUGUCAGUCAGCCGCUCACUGGACCGAGAGGCCAUCGACUCCUACCAGCUGGAGGUUUCCACCACAGACUUCUCUGGGAACGUCAUCGAGGGACCCGUCAUACUCGUCGUCACCGUCAUCGACCAAAACGACAACCGGCCCAUCUUCAAGGAGUCCCGCUACACAGGAGAGGUGCUGGAGGGAUCGCCCACAGGAACCACGGUGAUGACCAUGACGGCGUUCGACGCGGACGACCCCAACACUGACAACGCCGUGCUGCGCUACAACAUCAUCAGGCAGUCGCCGGACAAACCUUCGCCCAACAUGUUCUACAUCGACGCAGAGAAAGGCGACAUCGUCACGGUCAUUUCUCCGUCGUUACUGGACAGGGAGACUCUCCCAACUACGACGUAUGAACUGGAGAUCGUGGCCAAGGACAUGGCAGGAAGUGAGGUGGGCCUGACAGGAACCGCCACGGCCACCAUCACCAUCACAGACAAGAACGACCACGCCCCAGAGUUCACCCACCCUCUGGUGACUGGGCGCUUUGUGCUGCAGGAGGAAUUGGGGCUUAUCAGCAGCAGGGCAGAGGCUCAGAGGCUGCAGCACAGAAUGAAGUUUGAGGCUCGUGUGCAUGAGGGCUCCCGAGGCGUCGUGGUCAACCUGACGGUGGACGACCGGGACGACCCGGCCACGGGCGCCUGGCGAGCCACGUACUCCAUCAUCAGCGGAGAUCCCAGACGGAGCUUCGAGGUCCAGACCAACCCAGACAACAACGAAGGGAUGCUGUCGGUGGUCAAGCCUCUGGACUACGAGACCGCGGCGCUGCACACGCUCCUCAUCAGAGUGGAGAACGAGGAUCCUCUGGUUCCCGACGUCGGUUACGGGCCCAGCUCCACGGCAACCAUCCACGUCACAGUGGAGGACGUCAACGAGGGACCGGACUUCUUCCCAGACCCCCUGCUGGUCACCAGGAUGGAGAACAUCCCAGUGGGCAGCUUCGUGGCGUCACUCAACGCCUCGGACCCGGACAUACUGGAGACCCAGAGCAUCAGAUAUGCGGUUCUGAGCGACCCGGCCGCUUGGCUGAGUGUGAACCCGGUCAGAGGAACCGUCAACACCUCGGCCUCUCUGGACCGGGAGUCUCCGUAUGUCCAGGCCAAUAAAUACACGGCUCUGUUCGUCGCUACGGACAACGGCACGCCGCCGGCCACAGGGACCGGGACGCUCAUCAUCCAUCUGGAAGACUACAACGACAACGCCCCGUUCGUGGUGCCGUCCGUGGCGCAGGUGUGCGAGGACGCCGGCGACAUGAACGUAGCCGUGGUCGCGGGACGGGACAGAGACCUGGCGCCCAACGCGGCGCCGUUCAAGAUAGAACUGGGGAAACAACCGGGCCUGGACAAAACAUGGAGGGUCACCAGAAUCAACUCCACUCAUUCCCAGAUCAUGCUCCUGCACAGUCUGAAGAAAGCCAACUACCAGCUGCCGCUGCUCAUCACAGACUCAGGCGUGCCCCCUUUGUCCAACAGCACAGAGGUCAAAGUUCAGGUGUGCAUCUGUACAAAGACCAAGAGAUACUGCAGCUCCGCCCACUCCCACCGCACUAGCCUUGUUGUGCUGCUGUCGACGCUGCUGCUUGUCCGUCUCUGCCUGUAAGUCCUGCUGAAACCUCUCAUUGUCCUUUUCGCACCACUGAGAAGCAACAACGAAUCUCCCCACGCGCCCAGGAUGAGGAGAAGAAGAAGAAGAAGAAAUCUUCUCACCUCGACGAAACCCAACAAACAAAUCUAGAACUUUCUCUCUGGGGCAGAACGCCGCCUGUCAGCCAUGUUGGUUUUUAAAUCACUUCCUGUUCUCCUGCUGGCCCUCUUCAUUCUUCAGCUCCAUCUUCACCUCUCUGAUCUUGCGUUCCUAUUCUUUCUUUUCUCUCUCUCUCUGCAUCCAUCAUUGAUUAUUGAUUAUUGAUUUCUGUCCCAGCCUCUCCCCACCCCUCCGUUGCAGAGCUAGGAAUGUAGCGGUGUUAGCGGUGUUAGCAUCGCGCCACAUCCUGAAGGAACAUUAAUACUGAUAUUGAGAGAAAAAGCAGAUCAACUCCUAAUGAAGCAGAAACUUCCUCUCCCCGUCGUCAUGGCUACCUCUUUUACCUGUAACCCCAUGAAGACCACCUGGCCGUGUUAGCGUCUCCCGCCGUCCGCCCGCCCGCCGCCGGCCCAGUGAACUCUGCAGCCCGUCUGGUCGGCGGGGAGCGGCGCUUUUUGACCUGUUGCUUUCUCUUCUCGUCAGAGUGUUUGAUGGUUUGAUCUCGUCUCAGAGGACUGAAGCGUUUCUCGUUGUCUGCGGUCUGUUGGUGGUUGUGGCUUUUUUAGGACGAGGUUGUAGCCAUAAGCCUUCAAAAUAAGAGACUCUGGAGUCGUUUCCUCAGUUUGCUUCUGUUCUUAUCGCAUUAGUUAUCAUGGAGUGGAAAACAGUAAAUCUUUACAGUAAUGGUGUAAACCUGAAAAAAAGUACUAUUAUAUAAAUAUUUUUAUUUUUUACCAUUGUAUAAAUAUACAGUAUUGAUUAAUUUAUGUAGUUUGAUUGUAAGUCCGUUUUAAAAGAGGAAACCAUCUUUUCAGUGAAUUUAGAGGCUGUUGUUGUGUUCACUAUUUUACUGUAUCAUCUUUGUUUUCUGAUUGUUUUCCUUUUUAAAUUGUGAUUCAUUUUGUUUGACUGCAGCUGUGUUUGGGUUCGGUUCGUUCUCCCGCCUCUCCUCUCCGUCCAGCUCUCAUUUCCAGUCAGAAGAAGAAAAACAAAGACUUGGUGGAUCGUUUUGCUUUUUAUCUUCGCGCUCAUCAGAGAAACAUAGCGUGUGCGUUCGUCUGGAAGACCAACUUAAACAAAAAAGGACAUUUUGAAUGAGUUUUGUCUGUCUUUUGCACUAAUUUAAUAAAGCCGUUACUGAAAGUU
Messenger RNA from Gambusia affinis (western mosquitofish), 3735 nucleotides. RefSeq names its product cadherin 13, H-cadherin (heart) (gene cdh13). Gene Ontology annotation, molecular function: cadherin binding; calcium ion binding. The record is from RefSeq and is a predicted model, not a curated record. Lineage: Eukaryota; Metazoa; Chordata; Actinopteri; Cyprinodontiformes; Poeciliidae. The transcript is spliced from 16 exons. Bases 196 to 2445 code for a protein of 749 amino acids. Gene Ontology annotation, biological process: adherens junction organization; homophilic cell-cell adhesion; cell-cell junction assembly. Gene Ontology annotation, cellular component: catenin complex; plasma membrane; adherens junction.